GCUCAGUUGAUCGGGCGGCUCGAUAGAGUUCGGUUGUAUAUACAAAACUUGGAACAAACUCUUUAGCGGUUCUUUUGAAAUAAAUCUUUUUCGGGCAAAAGUACCUAUUAAUUAUGGCUGCCAACAAAUUGUACUGCACUUUGGCUAUUGGCGCUCUUUUGUGCCUGGGACUCGCGGCUCUCAUUCAAGCUAAUGAUAAGCCAGUGACUGAUGUGUGCUUGGGGUGCAUCUGCGAGGCCAUCAGUGGUUGCAAUCAAACCCGUUACUGCGGCAGCGGAGUCUGUGGCCUGUUUCGCAUUACCUGGGCUUACUGGUCCGAUGGCGGCAAGCUGACCUUGGGCAACGAAAAUCCCCAGUCGGAGGAUGCUUAUGCCAACUGCGUUAAUGAUCCUUAUUGCGCGGCCAACACCAUCCAGAAUUACAUGACCAAGUUUGGACAGGAUUGCAACAAUGAUAACAACGUCGAUUGCUAUGACUUCGCGGCCAUCCACAAGCUGGGCGGUUAUGGAUGCAAGGGCGAGCUGGGCUAUCAGUACCAGACGCAGUUGACCAACUGCCUCAAUUCGUUCCAGCACAUCGAUGUUCGCUCUACCGUUUAAGCCCAUAAUCUUGCUAAAUUUAUGUUCUAAUUAAAUUUAAAUAAUGUAAUAAUUAAUAAUUUAUGGCAAUGCAUUUGAAUUCGAAUAAGUUUGCGCUAUUGAGAUUGAUAAUAAAUGACAUUACGACAAGGGAAUAAAUAUAAAGCAAAGCUCUUA
Messenger RNA from Drosophila eugracilis, 755 nucleotides. Its product is annotated as invertebrate-type lysozyme 3. The record is from RefSeq and is a predicted model, not a curated record. The transcript is spliced from 3 exons. Lineage: Eukaryota; Metazoa; Arthropoda; Insecta; Diptera; Drosophilidae. The coding region runs from base 114 to 599 and encodes 161 amino acids. Gene Ontology annotation, molecular function: lysozyme activity.